This is a messenger RNA of Arvicanthis niloticus (Nile rat), 5500 nucleotides long. NCBI's taxonomy places the organism in Eukaryota, Metazoa, Chordata, Mammalia, Rodentia, Muridae. The record is from RefSeq and is a predicted model, not a curated record.
GUGACCGGGCGCAGUGGCCGCGGGGAGGGGGUCCGCUUCGUCGCCGACGGCGGGAGGACGCUUCACAGCGCAGACCGUCCCCCUCCCCUGCCGGUCUUCCGCGCCGCGCUCCCUUGUUCUCGCCCUGCCGGGCUGCACGCCGCCGCCGCCGCAGGCGCCGACAGCGGAGCGCAGACGCCCCUGCGCCCGGUGCGGCCCGGGCCCCGUCGCGGCGCCUCUGUUCCCACAGCCCGAAGCCGCGACGCGCGGCAGCGGACCCUCGAGCCCGAGCGACCCGCGGCCGCCGGCGCCGGCCGAGGGCGAUGGGGCUGGGCUGAGGAGAGGCGGCGGCGGCGGUGGCGAAAGCGGCCCCCCGGCCCCCUGCGGCCUUUUGGCUGCCCGGGCCGGGAGGCCGCGGGCAAGUCAGCACGGCGGCGCGGCUGGUCUGACAGAAGCAUCCUAGGAUCUUGGUGUCUGGACAUAAGAGUUAUCUUCACCUGUUGUGAAGCACAGCACCUUUCAAGCCACUGUAGAAAUGGACAAAGAAGAAAGGAAGACUAUCAACAAGGGUCAAGAAGAUGAAAUGGAGAUACAUGGCUAUAACUUAUGUCGCUGGAAGCUUGCCAUGGUUUUUGUAGGGGUGAUUUGUACCGGUGGUUUUCUCCUCCUCCUCCUCUACUGGAUGCCUGAGUGGCGAGUGAAAACCACAUGUGUUAGAGCUGCAGUUAAAGACUGUGAAGUGGUGCUUCUCAGGACGACUGAUGAAUUUAAAAUAUGGUUUUGUGCAAAAAUUCACUUUCUUCCUCUGGAUAAUCAACCAAAUUUGAAUGCAAAAUCUUUAGUUAAUAAGGUUCCUAAUGGCCAUGCUGUUCGUCUGACUGAAGAAAAUAGAUGCGAGAUGAAUAAAUACUCACAGAGUCCGUCACAACAGAUGCGUUAUUUUACCCACCAUAGCAUAAGAUAUUUCUGGAAUGAUGCCAUUCACAAUUUUGAUUUCUUAAAGGGACUGGAUGAAGGUGUAUCUUGUGCAUCAAUUUAUGAAAAGCAUAGUGCAGGACUGACAAAGGGGAUGCAUGCCUACAGAAAGUUGCUCUAUGGAGUAAAUGAAAUUGCUGUGAAAGUGCCUUCUGUUUUUAAACUUCUAAUUAAAGAGGUUCUCAACCCAUUUUACAUUUUCCAACUGUUCAGUGUUAUCCUGUGGAGCAUUGAUGAAUACUAUUACUAUGCUCUAGCCAUUGUGAUUAUGUCCAUAGUAUCCAUUAUAAGUUCACUAUACUCCAUUAGAAAGCAAUAUGUUAUGUUACAUGACAUGGUGGCAACUCACAGUACUGUGAGAGUUUCAGUCUGUAGAGUAAAUGAAGAAAUAGAAGAAAUCUUUUCUACAGACCUUGUGCCGGGAGAUGUCAUGAUCAUUCCAUUAAAUGGGACAGUCAUGCCUUGUGAUGCAGUACUUAUUAAUGGUACUUGCAUUGUAAAUGAAAGCAUGUUAACAGGAGAAAGUGUUCCAGUGACAAAGACUAAUUUGCCAAAUCCUUCAGUGGAUGUGAAAGGAGUAGGGGAGGAGCAGUACAGUCCAGAGACACACAAGCGGCACACUUUGUUCUGUGGGACGACUGUUAUUCAGACCCGUUUCUACACUGGAGAACUUGUGAAAGCCAUAGUAGUUAGAACAGGAUUUAGUACUUCCAAAGGACAGCUUGUCCGUUCUAUACUGUAUCCCAAGCCAACUGAUUUUAAACUCUAUAGAGAUGCCUAUUUGUUUCUGCUGUGUCUUGUGGUGGUGGCCGGAAUUGGGUUUAUCUACACAAUCAUCAAUAGCAUUCUAAAUGAGAAAGAAGUUAAGGAAAUAAUUAUUAAGUCUCUUGAUAUUAUUACAAUUACUGUGCCACCUGCUCUUCCUGCUGCAAUGACUGCUGGGAUUGUGUAUGCUCAGAGAAGACUGAAAAAAGUUGGGAUUUUCUGUAUUAGUCCCCAGAGGAUAAACAUUUGUGGACAGCUGAAUCUUGUUUGCUUUGACAAGACUGGAACUCUUACUGAAGAUGGUUUAGAUCUGUGGGGAAUUCAGCGAGUGGAAAAUACACGAUUCCUUUUACCAGAAGACAACGUUUGCAGUGAGAUGUUGGUAAAAUCUCAAUUUGUUGCUUGUAUGGCUACAUGUCAUUCACUUACAAAAAUCGAAGGAGUUCUUUCUGGUGACCCACUUGAUUUGAAAAUGUUUGAAGCCAUUGGAUGGAUUCUGGAAGAAGCAACUGAAGAAGAAACAGCACUUCAUAACCGUAUCAUGCCUACUGUGGUUCGUCCUUCCAAACAACUGCUUCCCGAGUCUACAACUGCAGGAAACCAAGAAAUGGAGCUGUUUGAACUUCCAGCUAUUUAUGAGAUAGGAAUUGUUCGCCAGUUUCCAUUUUCUUCUGCCUUGCAACGGAUGAGUGUGGUUGCAAGGACACUAGGUGACAAGAGGAUGGACGCUUACAUGAAGGGGGCCCCCGAGGUCAUCGCCAGUCUCUGUAAACCCGAAACAGUUCCUGUUGAUUUUGAGAAAGUAUUAGAAGAUUAUACCAAACAAGGCUUCCGUGUCAUUGCUCUUGCACACAGAAAAUUGGAGUCAAAGCUGACCUGGCAUAAAGUACAGCAUAUUAGCAGAGAUGCCAUUGAAAACAAUAUGGAUUUUAUGGGAUUGAUUAUAAUGCAGAACAAAUUGAAGCAGGAAACCCCUGCAGUACUUGAAGAUUUGCAUAAAGCCAACAUUCGAACUGUCAUGGUCACAGGAGACAACAUGUUGACGGCUGUCUCUGUGGCCAGAGACUGUGGGAUGAUUCUACCUCAGGAUAAAGUUAUUAUUGCUGAAGCAUUACCUCCAAAGGAUGGGAAAGUUGCCAAGAUCAAUUGGCAUUAUACAGACUCCCUGACACAGUGCAGUGAAUCAUCAGCCAUUGACUCAGAGGCUAUUCCAAUUAAACUUGCCCAUGAUAGUUUAGAGGAUCUUCAGGUGACUCGCUACCAUUUUGCAAUGAAUGGAAAGUCCUUCUCAGUGAUCCUGGAACAUUUUCAAGAUCUCGUUCCUAAGUUGAUGUUGCAUGGCACUGUGUUUGCUCGAAUGGCACCAGAUCAGAAGACACAGUUGGUGGAAGCACUGCAGAAUGUAGACUAUUUUGUUGGGAUGUGUGGCGACGGUGCAAAUGAUUGUGGUGCUUUGAAGAGGGCACAUGGUGGCAUUUCCUUAUCUGAGCUUGAAGCUUCCGUGGCAUCUCCUUUUACUUCUAAGACACCUAGUAUCUCCUGUGUGCCAAACCUUAUCAGGGAAGGCCGUGCUGCUUUAAUGACGUCUUUCUGUGUGUUUAAAUUUAUGGCGUUAUACAGCAUCAUACAAUACUUCAGCGUUACUCUCCUGUAUUCUAUCUUGAGUAACCUGGGAGACUUUCAGUUUCUCUUCAUUGAUCUGGCAAUCAUUUUGGUAGUAGUAUUUACAAUGAGUUUAAAUCCUGCCUGGAAAGAGCUUGUGGCACAGAGACCACCUUCAGGCCUUAUAUCCGGGGCGCUCCUCUUCUCCGUCUUGUCUCAGAUUGUGAUCUCCGUUGGAUUUCAGUCACUGGGUUUUUUCUGGGUCAAGCAGUAUAAAGUGUGUGAUCCAUAUUCAGAUGUUUGUAAUACAACAAGAAGCGCAUGUUGGAACUCAUCACACUUAUACAAUGGGACUGAACUCGAUUCGUGUAAAAUACAAAAUUAUGAAAAUACCACAGUGUUUUUUAUCUCCAGUUUUCAGUACCUCACAGUGGCAGUUGCCUUUUCAAAAGGAAAACCAUUCAGGCAGCCUUGCUACAAGAAUUAUUUUUUUGUUAUAGCUGUGAUUAUUUUGUAUGUUUUCAUAUUAUUCAUCAUGUUGCAUCCAGUUGCCUCUGUUGACCAGGUUCUCGAGAUUAUGUGUGUACCAUACCAGUGGCGCAUAUACAUGCUUAUCAUUGUUCUUAUCAAUGCCUUCGUGUCUAUCACGGUGGAGGAGUCAGUGGAUCGAUGGGGAAAAUGCUGCUUGUCCUGGGCCUUGAGCUGUAGAAAGAAGACUCCAAAAGCAAAGUACAUGUACCUGGCACAGGAGCUCCGCUUCGAUCCUGAGUGGCCGCCUAAGCCGCAGACAACGACGGAGGCCAAAGCUGUAGUAAAGGAGAAUGGAUCAUGUCAGAUCAUCACCAUAGCAUAGCGAAGACUGCUCUGCUCUGCUCUGCCAGUAGUCAGCAGUGUGUGCUGUUGAGCUUUUCUGACCCUGUGUCAGAAUGGCACCAGUUCAGUUUAUACCCCUCUCAUAAUAUGGCAGUUGAUUAAAACAUGAAACGGUAACAUGUCAUUUGCUACACAGUUAUUAACUAUAAAUCUGGCUAUAUCUUCAUUCAGUAACCUAAAUAUGAUAUAUACUUUAUAUUGGGUAUGAGAGAACUGUGUUUGGGUUUUACAGAUUUUAGCUUUUGACACUAGUUUGCAUCUUUAAUUUUAAUUUUCACAAAUCCCCUUAUUAGAAAGUUCUUUUACAUAUAGGCCCAAAAAUUGUGAUUGUUAAAAAUUAUAGUUGUUAAUUGUGAUUAGCCUUCAGUGAAAAUAGGUUGAAAGCCUAUUUUGAUCCCAGUGUUUUUUCCCAAAGAACUGUAUGUUAAACAUGACCAGUUUUCUUUUAUGACCUGGAGUUAGGAGUGAGUUUGUGUGUUAUUGUUGAUAAAGCAACUCAGGUAAUUUCCAUUUCUGGUUUUAUAUUCUCUGUAUAGCCUGCCUGGGUGUCACUUUCUAGACAGUAAGGUGCUCCACUGCUGUCUUCAGAUGUCCUUCAUAGUAUUCCAUGGGUCCCAUGCAGUAUCUGACGUCAGCAGUCUAGUUAAGCAAAGAACUCUUACUAGAAAGGUUUAUUUCUGAGCCAGGCAUGACAGGCCCCCAAUCCUGCACAGGAGGCUAAGGCGGGAGAAUUGUUCUUAGUUCAAGAAUAGCCUAGAAUAGAUAGUAAAAGCCUGUCUCAGAAUACAUGCAGAGAAAGACUGAGGUUAUUUCUCUUGGCAGUAGAUCUCAUUCAUAUCUCUUCAAACUUUUUUUUUUUGAGACUUUUAUCAUUUUAAAUAUUUCAUAUUUCCUUUCUCCCUCUCCUACCUAAAGGAAUGGAAUGAUGCUGUUUUUGUUUUGUGUUUUGUUUUGACUUAGACCUUAGCCUUGCUAUAUGUCUCUCCUUUGAAUAAUGGGGCUUAAAAGAAUAAUGAAUAUUGAAUUUGAAUGACUUUUACAAAGCAAUAUGAACUUGUAGAACUUGUUUUGUGCCAUUAGGUGGCACCAGAGAUCAUCACAUACCUAUUUUGUAACAAGUGAGCUUGAGAAAAUUAAAUAUAUACAUUUUUAGUCAACCAGAAUGAGGAAAGUAUUUACACAUUUGUGUUUUAUCUGAUUGUGUUCGGUUCUCAAGGAGCUUUCACAAUGCCUUUCUAGGUAGGACCUGCCAGUUUGGCAGUGCUAUAAAAUGAGCCCUAAAUUUAAAAAAAAAAAAAAAAAAAAA